CUCUUGUGCUUCUUCUGCUUGUGUUUUUUGGGUACCAUUUUUUUUUCUUCCUCACAGAGAAUUUCAUCAAUGGCUGGAAUUGUGGUGGUUUUUGACUUUGACAAGACCAUUAUCGAGUGUGAUAGUGAUAAUUGGGUGGUGGAUGAGUUGGGUGCAACAGAUUUGUUCAAUCAACUUCUGCCCACCAUGCCUUGGAACUCUCUCAUGGAUAGGAUGAUGAAGGAGCUUCAUUCACAAGGAAAAACCAUUGAAGACAUUGUAGAGGUUCUGAAACGAACUCCAAUUCAUCCUAGAGUCGUCCCAGCAAUUAAAGCAGCCCAUGCUUUAGGUUGUGAUUUGAAGAUUGUUAGCGAUGCAAAUCUGUUUUUUAUUGAGACAAUCUUGAAGCAUCUUGGGCUGGAGGAGUUUUUCUCAGAGAUCAACACCAACCCUAGCUAUGUGGAUGAACAAGGAAGGCUUAGGAUUUCUCCUCACCAUGAUUUCAUCAAAUGCUCUCAUGGCUGCAGUCUCUGCCCUCCCAACAUGUGCAAGGGUGUGGUCAUUGAAGAAAGAAUCCAGACUUCUCUCUCCAGUGAAGGGAAGAAGAAGUUAAUCUAUCUUGGAGAUGGCAGUGGAGAUUAUUGCCCAAGCUUGAAGCUCAAGGAAGGAGAUUUUGUAAUGCCAAGGAAGAACUUCCCACUGUUUGACCUAAUCUGCAAGGACCCAUUGCUCAUCAAAGCUGACAUCCACGAGUGGACUGAUGGGGAGGAGCUUGAGCAUAUUCUGCUCAACCUCAUCAACACAAUUGCCAUGGAAGAAAAUGCUCAGUUUAUCUCAGCAGCUGAUUGCAAGUUGCAGACCAUGUCUGCUCAUGAGGCCUUGCCUCAGGCUCUCCCUGUCCGGCAAUAGUAAUAAUAAUUAACUAGUGUGUGUGUUCAAGUGUGGUUGGUUUGACCUAAUUAAUGUAAUAUGCUGGCAAAUUAAUGUCAUGGCCAGCAAAUUCAGAAGAAACCCUUUUUACCCUUCUGCUUGGUUUGGUUUCUUGUUUUAGAAACAAGGUUUGUAAAAGUUUGUGAUUUUGUAUUGAUCAAGAAAAGGAAAAUACUUUCCUUCUUACCAUGUAAGUACAAGCUCCUAUACAUUCCUGUCA
Molecule: messenger RNA, 1129 nt
Organism: Prunus avium (sweet cherry)
Lineage: Eukaryota; Viridiplantae; Streptophyta; Magnoliopsida; Rosales; Rosaceae
Product: inorganic pyrophosphatase 2-like
Molecular function (GO): phosphatase activity
Source: RefSeq, a predicted model, not a curated record